AUGAGUGGCCGAGUCAGAUCCAGAUCCAGAUCCAAACAAAGAAAAGAUGAUCCACGGUCUAACCAGCACAUGGGUGAGCAGCAACCCAGUGAUGAGCAACUGAAACAAAAGGAGGCACCACCUGAGAGUCAAGAUAUUCUACCUGAUCAAGGGAAGGAAGUUGAAGGAGGACCUGUGGCUCAAGGACGGGACCUGGAAGCUGAUCUCCAGAAGCUGCCUCAGGCAAAGGCUGGGUGUAUAACUGAAGAUGACCCUAAUGUCAAGGCGCCAAGUCUACCCUUUUUAGAGCCCAUUAAAAUGCCAGAAGCAGGUGAAGGACUACCCCAGAUUUAA
Neomonachus schauinslandi (Hawaiian monk seal) is the source of this 333-nucleotide messenger RNA. Its product is annotated as P antigen family member 3-like. The record is from RefSeq and is a predicted model, not a curated record. Bases 1 to 333 code for a protein of 110 amino acids. The transcript has a single exon. Lineage: Eukaryota; Metazoa; Chordata; Mammalia; Carnivora; Phocidae.